AUGCCACACAUGGCCAAUUCAGCUUCAGCGAGAUGCCGGGCCGCACAUGGCUCUCUAAUACUGUUGUGCUCGUUGCCCAUGGCGAGCGGCUUCUUUGAAGAGCUCUUUGGAGGCUUCGGUGCCAGCGAGGAUGCAAAUGGACAGCCGAAAAAGGCAAACUUUAUUUGUCCAUUGGAAGCGCGGGUGAAAAGUGUGGCCGUGGUGGAUUUCGGAUGCGAAGUGCAGGGCACAUUGAAACUGGAAGAAGACGAACUGCAGAGAGUGCUGGGGUACUUUUCGUCUGGUCGGUGGGCGAAGGCAACCUUUCAGCGGGCCACGGAUGCCUUCAGCUGUGUAGGUGGGGUUGCCUCCGCCCACAGGACGUGUGAAGUUCGACAAGAGCAGGGAAAGGAUGCUGAGGCCCGAAUUUGGACUAUCAAAGCGGGAUAUGGCCUGAACAUCCACUAUCGCUCGAGCUCCCGCGUAGAGCAUCUGCAAGAAAACUGCGAGAAAACUGUGAGCAGGCGCCUGACCUUGACCUUCAACCGCAUCUUCGACCAUGAAGCCGUGGAUUUGGACAAGGAUCUCUACGAAGUCCUUGGCCUUGCAGAGGACGCGGAUGAGGCGAGCAUCAAGAAGGUGUAUCGAAAGCUGUCAAUUCAGUAUCAUCCUGAUAAAAAUCCAGACGAGGCAUCCAAGGCCAAGUUUGCCGAGAUCCGAGAUGCAUACGAGAUCCUUAACGAUCCUGACAAGAAGAUCUUGUAUGACACAGGUGGCAUGGCUGCUGUCAAGGAUUCCGAGAAAGGCAAGGUAGAGUCCACUAGCGACGUCCAUUCAGAGAUUGAGGUGGGCUUAGAGGAUCUCUACCUCGGCACUGAGUUCCGAGCUACGGUCAAGCGAGGAGUUGUUUGCAGAGGCUGUCGCAAAAAUCCCAGCUCGCCCAACUGCAAGGGCUGCCGCAAGUGCAAGAACCAGAUCAAGGUGGUGCAGGUCCAGAUGGGCCCAUUCCUCACCCAGCAGCAGCAGGAAGUUCCCAGCAAGGAGAAGUGCAAGGAUAUAGAUGCACCGUUGGAUGUGCACAUUGAGAAGGGCAUGACCAGUGGCGACACGGUCACCUUUCCCCGAAUGGCAGAGGAACGGCCUGGCAUGCUGCCGGGAAGCGUAAUCCUCAAGCUGAAGGCCAAGAAGCACCCGCGUUUUGAGCGCCGCGGCAGUGACCUCCACACAGACUUGAAGAUCAGCCUGCGGGAGUCACUCCUGGGCUGGUCCAGAACCAUCCAGCACUUGGAUGGACAUGAAGUCGAAAUCAAGCAGAGCGAUGUGACCAAGCACUUGCAGGUGUUGAAGAAGCGCAGUGAAGGAAUGCCGCACAGAGAUGACCCUGCCAGCUUUGGGGACAUGCACGUGAAGGUGGCGGUGGAAUUCCCGAAGACAUUGACGCCACAGCAACGGGAAGCCAUUGCACAAGUCUUCGCAGGCCAGAGGGUGUGA
This is a messenger RNA of Symbiodinium pilosum, 1470 nucleotides long. The record is from the annotation of a GenBank genome assembly. Lineage: Eukaryota; Dinophyceae; Suessiales; Symbiodiniaceae.